AUGCCGCAUUGGCCUAAACCACUUGGUAAAAGGCCUGGUGACUUUUCUCUGAGUCGCAUGAAAAGCUUUUUAAAUGGGCUCGAUAAUCCUGAGAAGAAAAUAUCACAGGCAAUUUACAUAGCUGGUACCAAUGGAAAGGGGUCAACGCUAUCGUUUAUAAGAUAUAUAAUGCAAGCAGCAGGAUAUAGUGUUCAUACAUACACCUCUCCACAUUUAAUUCAUUUUAAUGAAAGGAUAGUUAUUGCAGGUAAUUACAUUGAUGAUAAUGAGUUAUAUAAUUUACUAGAAGAAUGUCGUGCGGUUGUUGCAGAGCAGCAUAUCACUUUAUUUGAAGCUGCAACAGUUGCGGCCUUUUUAGCUUUUUCCCGCCAUGAGGCAGACAUUGCCUUAAUUGAGGUGGGUAUGGGUGGAAGGCUUGACGCAACAAAUGUGAUAGAUAAUCCAAUUUUAACAAUAAUUACGUCUAUAGGGCUUGAUCACACCGAAUAUCUUGGUCCUACUAUGGAAAUUAUAGCAACAGAAAAAGCUGGAAUAAUGAAGCCUAAUGUUUCUUGCGUAAUAGCACCACAAAACAAGUCUGUGAUGAAUACGCUGGAGCAUCACGCAAUAGGGGCAAAAUCUCCUUUAUAUAGAGGUGGUUAUGAGUGGAAUUGCACGCAACAAAAUGGUAAAAUGUUUUUUCAAUCAGCUAUUCAAUCAAUAGAGUUUCCUUUGCCAGCAUUAAGGGGUGGUCAUCAAGUAAUAAAUGCAGGAAAUGCCAUUGCAGCAUGUAGUAUUUUGAGUGGCAAACAUGGAUUUAAUAUUGGAGAGGAAGAUAUUGCUUCGGGUUUGCAAAAUGCCUAUUGGCCAGCACGGUUAGAGCACAUAAAAGAAGGGAGAUUAGUUUCUUUGCUGCCAAAAGAUUGGCAAUUAUUUUUAGAUGGUGCACACAACAGCGAUGGCGCAAGAGUAUUGUCUGAAUGGAUAAAGGAUAACUUUGCUGAAGGUAUCUAUGUGAUUUUCGGCGUUACACGCAAUAGAAAUGUAGAGGAGUUUUUGACAUAUUUAAAGCCAUAUACAAAGUUGUUAUGUGCAGUUUGCGUAAAAUCAGAACCCAAAGCAACAAGCACAGAUUUGAUCAAAAAAGGAGCUAAUAACAUAGGAAUAGAAGCAAUUGAGUGCGAAUCAAUCAGCGAUGCAAUAUUAAAUCACAUAUUAAAAGCAUCUACUCAAAAUAUAAAAACUAUACUAAUUUACGGUUCACUGUUCUUAACCAGAGAUUUGGCUAUAGAAAACAAUUAUCAAUUAAGAGAUGGUCAAGUUGCCUCCUCUACUGGUUAA
Molecule: messenger RNA, 1320 nt
Organism: Ctenocephalides felis (cat flea)
Lineage: Eukaryota; Metazoa; Arthropoda; Insecta; Siphonaptera; Pulicidae
Product: dihydrofolate synthase/folylpolyglutamate synthase-like
Exons: 1
Coding region: 1-1320 (439 amino acids)
Biological process (GO): folic acid-containing compound biosynthetic process
Cellular component (GO): cytoplasm
Molecular function (GO): ATP binding; tetrahydrofolylpolyglutamate synthase activity; dihydrofolate synthase activity
Source: RefSeq, a predicted model, not a curated record